AAUAAAUGAUUUGUCUUAUAGGUGUUGAUUCAUUAGUCGCACACAGUGAAGUGCUGAGAUUGGUGUGGUUGUUAAAGUGUGGUUCAGUAAUUUAUUUAUUUUCUUAGUUUUCGGUAAAGCUCAGUGCUGUGCUAUUGAAUAAGAAACAUUUUAAACAGCACAUUAUUUUUAUCAAAAAAUAACCAUGACCGUUAAGGACGAAAAAACCUUUAAAUCCGUCGCUGAACCUGUUGAGGUAUCCAAAAAAGAUUUAAAGCCGCACAAUGUUGAACAAUGGGAAAUAAAUUUGAUUGGUAAUUUUUUGCUGACAUUCUUUCAUCGUAAGUUAAUUGGUCCACACAAUAAAUGGACUUGUUUACAAUCAUUGGUUCAAAAGGAAUAUCAAGAGUUCUUGACAGCCGAUUUAAGCAACCGUUUGAUAAGUCUCAAUGGCACAGAUGAUAUUGGUGUAAUGAUGAAACGUUGUGGCUUUCUAAAAAAAAUAGAUUGCGAUAAACUUCCAGCUGUCUACACAGUAAGAAGCACUUUACUGUUAGAGUUCAGGAUAAGAAAAUUAAAAGAACAUGAUAAACGCAGAAUAAAUCCUGCACAAAAUUCGCUAAGUACAUCAGCUGGUCCGGAAGAUAUUUUAAGGAAUUUGAUUGAAGGAGAAGAUAUUCCCAUAUUGGAGGAGAACUACAAAAUUGAUGAAAAUUCUCCCCAACUUGGUUUGCAAUAUCAAGGUACACUUGUCCAGAGACGACUUUCAAAUUACCGUCCCACCAAUUUGAGUUGUUAUAUAUGUCAACUGAAUUUUUCCACUAUGGAUAGCUAUGAAGAACAUAUACAAACACACAAUGUUGAAAAUGAUUUCGAGUUUUUAAAACAAUUAACGGUGAAUGAAUCUCCCAUAUUUACAGUGUCCUACAGGCUUUGCGAAAACUCCCAUGUUUUCUGUUUUAUCAUCGAAACCAAUAUGGAGAAUUUGAUUAUUGAGAAGAUAAUUAUCGUUCAAACUCGUUCUAUGUUUAACGUGGAUAAUAUGCGUGGUUCCUAUGCUAUGCCUGCAAAUGGUCGUGACGAAUUUUACCUAGAUUCUCACAUGUUUACCAUGUACGUUGAACAACCUAUUAUAAUCAUAUGCCAUCCGAAUGACAAUAAGGAUGAACGUUUUAUAGAAGAGCAUCAUUUUAUGCGUGCCUUGGAAUUCCCCAAAGUGAAUUUUGCUAUUAAACCCAAUCGAUUGCCAAUGAAUAGAACUUUUAAAACAAAAUUUAAAUUGCCCGAUUACUUCCCACCGAUGGAAAUAUGCAACAUCUCAAAGGAUGAUUUCAGUCAUAGCAAGCUUAUGGAAAUCUCCCAUAAAUUCAAAGACUAUAUAAACGAGGGAAAGUCAUUACAACCACAAAGCGCGGGUCACAUAUUUACCACUCUUUUGCAGAUUGAAGAUGUGGAUACCACCAAAAAGUACUUGGGUCUUUUGCACCGCAAUGUUUGGCUUCGCAAUUUUGGGGACGACUUUAGCAUGAAGUUAAAUCCGAAACAAUCCAUGAACGUCGAAAGUAUUUUGUCAGUAAUGGACGAGGUUCUCAUUGUAACAAAAGACGAUAUCAAAACUGGUGAAAGUAGCCUUACAGAAAUAAUGAUGCAAAGCAGUGAAGAUUUAUCGAAUCAGGGGAUUUAUGUGGCUCAGAUUAUUGACAUCAGUUCUGGACGAGUGUCAUUUAAAUAUUGCAGAAACGGAAGAUCCCCACUUAGUUUAAAACGCCCAUACACUAUUCUAUUCCGUCCAUCACGUUUGCAGUUGCGCUAUCAGUAUUGUGCUUUGCAACUAUUACCAGAGGUUAUGAAAUAUCUGAAAAAAUUUCUUUUCCCCGACACUAUUCUACCACAAUUACCUCCCAAUAAUUUUAGCUUGGAUUUGUACAACAAAUCUAUUGCGUCUAAUCCAGAACAAACACAAGCAGUAAUCAACAUUGCCACGGGACCACGAAAUGAUGCUACUUAUGUUAUUUUUGGACCACCAGGUACUGGCAAAACAACCACUGUCGUUGAAUCCAUACUUCAGGUAUUAAAAAGAAAUGAAACAAAAAUUCUUGUAACCGCCCCCUCAAAUAGUGCCUGUGACGAGUUGGCUUUACGUUUAUGCAAGACGCUAUCAACAAUAGAUCUGUCCCGCGCUAUUGUAAGAAUCUAUGCUGCAACAAGUGAAUCGCGAAUGGAUACAGUUGAUGAAUUACUUCUGGAACAUUCCAAUAUGUAUAAGGGCCACUUCUAUCCUGAUGUUCAAGUACUACAUGAAUAUCGUAUUGUCGUUUGUACUUUGUCUGUUGUAUCCAAACUGGUGACUGGUAAAUUUGGACGUACUGAAAACGGCAAGGCUGUAUUUACCCAUAUGUUCAUCGAUGAAGUUGCUGCUGCAACGGAGGUUGAAUCUCUUUCUGCUUUGUGUACCAUACUCUCACCAGAGUCAAGUCUAAUCAUUUCCGGUGAUCAUAAGCAACUGGGUCCAAUUAUUAAAUCGAAACGGGCCGAAGAUUUAAAUUUGAAUGUUUCUUUAAUGGAACGUCUUCUCGGUCUUGAGUGCUAUCGUGUAGAACCCCAUAAUGGAAAUUAUGAUCAAAGCAUACAAACUCGUUUGCGUAAGAAUUUCCGUUCUCAUCCUGCAAUUGUUAAACUUUACAGUGACAUGUAUUAUGGCGGGGAGUUGGAGGCAAAAGCCAAGAUUGGUAAUGUUUCAUUGGCUAAACGCUGGCAUUCGGCUCCAAAUAAAAACUUUCCCAUAAUCUUCCACUCCACCAAUGGGAAAAUGUAUUCUGACAAACAAUCAUUUAGCUUAUACAAUUCAGACGAAGUGAACAUCGUUAUGAAUUAUGUCAAAGAUUUCAUGUAUUUUGGCAUUGAUGGUAAACCUAUAUUGGAGUCCGACAUUGGUAUUAUAUCGCCGUAUAAAAAACAAUAUCAGCGUAUACGCGAGGAAUUGAAUAUGCGCAAAUGGUAUCAAAUUGAGACCGGCUCAGUAGAAACUUUCCAGGGGAAGGAAAAGGAAAUCAUCAUUACAUCAUUUGUUCGAUCGGGCACCUCGUCCUUAGGUUUUUUACAAAGUGAUAGGCGCUUAAACGUAACCUUGUCGCGAGCUAAGUCACUACUCAUCUUGGUGGGAAAUGCCGCAACUUUAUCUGUUGACUUUAAUUUUGAGUAUAUCAUCAAAAAGUGUAAGCACCAUGGAACCUUAGUUGGUGACGGUAAAAUAUCUACCAAUAGGACGUUAGAGGCGAUUACAAAAACAAUCAAGAAUCUUAAGUUAAAUGAUCAAAAUCUAACGGUGCCCACACUCAAACGAAGAUCUCGUGGUUCACGUGGUCUCCGAACAAAGAAGAAAGCGGAAAGUAUUGCCUGCCACAUUACAGAUUGGAUUAAUUCAUCAAAAUCAGAGUCUCCAGAACCAUCUCUUCACCAACAGGCAAUCGAAGCAAGAAAACAAUUACCUAAAGCUGUUCAAUCUGUCCAAACAGAAAAACGUGUUCCUACAACCACACCCCAGAAAAUAUUAAAAAAAGCAGCAAGUGUAAUCAAGAAUGGUAACAAGACUUCUAAAAUCAAUUUAGAUACCAUUUGCAAUGAAAUUGUUAUGGGCAACAUUGAUUUGAAACCCAGCAAAGAAAUUGUUUCGAAUGUAGCCAAGAGACGUAGGCGAUGCAGAGCAAAGAUAUCCAGCGCAAAAUCUGAUAUGAACAAAGAAAACAAUAAACCUAUCUAAAAAUCCUUAAAUUCGGUUCAAUUUCUAAAAAAUUAAUACCUACCUGAUAAAUACUGUUUUAGAAUAUGGCGUGUAGAAUAUUGUGAUGUAAUAAAUCUGUACUGUUAAAUCGGAAUAAAUUAAUACGUAUUCAUAGAUUUAGAUUAAAUUUCUAAAAAAUAAAUGCCUACCUGAUAAAUCCUGUUUUAGAAUGUAGCGUGUAAUAAAACUGUGCUGUUAAAUCGGAAUAAAUUAAUACAAAGAUUUAUUUUAAAAAGUAAAUCUGGUCUAUGUCGUCUCAUAACAAUAUUUUCUACUGUUAAUUUAACUUUAAUAUAAUAAUAUGAAAGUUCAAUAUACGAAA
Messenger RNA from Stomoxys calcitrans (stable fly), 4082 nucleotides. RefSeq names its product putative helicase mov-10-B.1. Gene Ontology annotation, biological process: regulatory ncRNA-mediated post-transcriptional gene silencing. NCBI's taxonomy places the organism in Eukaryota, Metazoa, Arthropoda, Insecta, Diptera, Muscidae. The coding region runs from base 185 to 3739 and encodes 1184 amino acids. Gene Ontology annotation, molecular function: 5'-3' RNA helicase activity; RNA binding. The record is from RefSeq and is a predicted model, not a curated record. Gene Ontology annotation, cellular component: cytosol; P granule. The transcript is spliced from 15 exons.